This is a messenger RNA of Syzygium oleosum, 1254 nucleotides long. Its product is annotated as protein NTM1-like 9. The record is from RefSeq and is a predicted model, not a curated record. Gene Ontology annotation, molecular function: DNA binding. The coding region runs from base 243 to 1058 and encodes 271 amino acids. NCBI's taxonomy places the organism in Eukaryota, Viridiplantae, Streptophyta, Magnoliopsida, Myrtales, Myrtaceae. The transcript has 4 exons. Gene Ontology annotation, biological process: regulation of DNA-templated transcription.
UUGAACAGUAGUUUGCCUUCUCAAACAAGGGUCAAAGAAAAUUACUUGUUUUUUGUGCUUAUAAACUGACCCACUUGGAAGUGCUUGGAGUCGACCACUCUCGUGCAAAGCCAAGCCAAGAGUAAACUCUGUUUCCUCUGUUUUUCUUCUCUUCUUCCUCUGCUUAUCUCAAUAGCCCCAUUCUCUACUCUUCUCCUCUUUUUUCUAUCGCUGAAGUGAAUGUGAGACGGCAAGCAUAAAGCAUGGCAGAAUCGACGGAGGCGUGGCCGAUGGGACUCAGAUUCAAACCGACGGAGGAUGAGCUCGUCAGUCAUUACUUGACAAAAAAGCUCAGAGGAGGAACGGAAACCAUUUGCGUAAUUCCCGAGCUGUACAUCUACAACUGGGAGCCUCCGGAUUUAUUUAUCCUAUACGACGCAUUAUCAAGUAUACCAUCGGAUGGACGGGAGUGUUUCUUCUUUUGUCCCCGUGGUUGUAAUAGGAAGACUGCGUGCGGAUUUUGGAAAGAGACGAGUACCAAACGUGUUAUACAAGCACCGGACACCGGUAAGACAAUAGGGAUCAAGAGGAUUUUGGUUUACUAUGAAGGUCGACAACCAAAGGGCCGCAAGACUGAUGUGGCCAUGCACCAAUAUAACCUAGAUUCGAAUGUUUCGGAUAGUGAUAUUUCGGACCCGACGGCGUUGGUUGUCUGUCGCAUGAUAAACAGGAAAAGUAAGAAAGCAAAGUCAGCAACAGCGAGUACUUCAACCGAUUUAAGUGGUCCUAGCAGUCUGAAUGAUUCCCAAAAUGAAGACACACAAGAAAUUAGUACACAGGCAUCUCCUGGAGUUACUGUUGAGGUCCCCUAUCGGAACGAGACGUCGACUUUUAAUUUACCAGACCAGAAUGUGCCUAUUCCUGAUCAACAGCCACAAACGAGCAAAGAGCAACAAUUGUCUCGUGAUGAUCAUUGGCAAGUUGACGAACCUAGUGACAGACAUUGUCCUAUGCCAAAUUCUCCAAGCGACUGUAUGGAUCUCACAGAUCUCUUUAAUUAUGACGAGAGCACUGAUUAGUAUGCCAAAUUAGAGUGAUCAUGACUGUUUGAGGUCCUUUAUAAAUGUUUCUUUCAGCAUUGCUAAUUAUGUCAGUGAUAAUGCAGUGUACCAACUAUGCUUCUCAGACGAUAGGACACCAUAUCAAUCUUGUACCCUUGUAUAUUGUAUUAUUAUUGUUUCCUUAUAAUUUGUAUAUUUAUCUUGAUUUUAUCUA